ACGUCAGGCUUACGCAAACCAGAGACGACUUCGGUUUGAGAGGAAGAGAAGCAAAUCCCCCAAAAUGGGUUUCGUGAAGGUGGUGAAGAACAAGGCCUACUUCAAGAGAUAUGAAGUCAAAUUUAGGAGAAGGAGAGAGGGCAAAACUGACUUCUUUGCCCGUAAGCGCCUGGUGGUGCAGGACAAGAACAAAUACAACACACCCAAGUACAGGAUGAUCGUCAGGUUCUCCAACAGGGACAUCUGCUGCCAGAUUGCCUAUGCAAAGAUCGAAGGAGACCAGAUUGUGUGUGCCUCUUACUCCCAUGAGCUGCCCAAAUACGGAAUCACUGUAGGCCUUACAAACUACGCUGCGGCCUACUGCACCGGGCUGCUGCUGGCUCGCCGGCUGUUGCACAAGUUUGGCAUGGACCAGGUGUACGAGGGGCAGGUGGAGGUGACGGGGGAUGAGUUCAACGUGGAGAGUGUGGAUGGUCAGCCGGGUGCCUUCACUUGUUACCUGGAUGCGGGCCUGGCCAGAACCACCACCGGAAACAAAGUGUUCGGGGCACUGAAGGGAGCAGUGGACGGAGGGCUGGCUAUUCCUCACAGUCUAAAGCGUUUCCCCGGUUACGACACAGAGAGCAAAGAAUUCAAUGCAGAAGUUCACCGAAAACACAUCCUGGGCAUGAACGUGGCCGACUACAUGUCUUACCUGAUGGAGGAGGACGAGGAUGCCUACAAGAAACAGUUCUCUCGCUUCAUCAAGAACGGAGUCACACCAGACACGGUAGAGGAAAUGUACAAAAAAGCACACGCCGCCAUCAGAGCAAAUCCCAAACACGAAAAGAAACCCAAAAAAGAGAUCAAGAAGAAGAGGUGGAAUCGUGCCAAGUUAUCUCUGGCACAGAGGAAGGACCGCGUCGCCCAGAAAAAGGCCAGCUUCUUACGAGCACAAGAACAAGAAGAAGGGGACGGUUAGAGGCUCGACCGGACGCUCCACCACACACACACACACAACACAGACAAAUAAAUUUAUUGCAAACUCAAA
This is a messenger RNA of Scomber japonicus (chub mackerel), 1030 nucleotides long. It is a transcript of the gene rpl5a, whose product is annotated as ribosomal protein L5a. The record is from RefSeq and is a predicted model, not a curated record. The coding region runs from base 65 to 961 and encodes 298 amino acids. Gene Ontology annotation, biological process: translation; ribosomal large subunit assembly. Gene Ontology annotation, molecular function: 5S rRNA binding; structural constituent of ribosome. Gene Ontology annotation, cellular component: cytosolic large ribosomal subunit; ribosome. NCBI's taxonomy places the organism in Eukaryota, Metazoa, Chordata, Actinopteri, Scombriformes, Scombridae. The transcript has 8 exons.